Molecule: messenger RNA, 490 nt
Organism: Triplophysa rosa
Lineage: Eukaryota; Metazoa; Chordata; Actinopteri; Cypriniformes; Nemacheilidae
Product: VPS10 domain-containing receptor SorCS2-like
Exons: 2
Coding region: 6-377 (123 amino acids)
Source: RefSeq, a predicted model, not a curated record
CUCGUAUGGGUGCUGCAAGUCCUGGUGUUUGGGCUCUGGCUGUAAUUCUUCUGAUAAGUCUGAUCUCUGCUGCAGCAUUCAUACUUUUCAAGUUUAAAAGGAAAAACUACAAAAACCAUGGUUCCUUGCUGAGGCCAAAGGAGAGCAGCCUAACGCAUCCCUGGCUGCGUUUCAGAAAACUGCCAGGGCGAAACUUUUACGCCCAGAUGCACAACGAGAAGGAGCAGGAAAUGACUAGCCCUGUCAAUCACAGUGAGGACACACAGAAUAUCAUCCAGAGCGAGGAGUUCAUCGAUGAUGACAUGGACUCGCAGACACUAGGUAACGCUGGAGGUAGAAUCAAAUUCAGUUACCUUAGACUAACCAGUCAUUACUAACUGAAAACAAAAAGCUGUCAUUUAAAACUAAAAUAACUUAUGCUAACGUUUGUUUAGCAUUACAAAGAGAGAUGAUUUUUAAUAGGGUAAAAGGGCUCAUUUUAAUUUUUUUG